Molecule: messenger RNA, 3354 nt
Organism: Papilio polytes (common Mormon)
Lineage: Eukaryota; Metazoa; Arthropoda; Insecta; Lepidoptera; Papilionidae
Gene: if
Product: integrin alpha-PS2-like
Exons: 22
Coding region: 184-3354 (1056 amino acids)
Biological process (GO): cell-matrix adhesion; cell adhesion mediated by integrin; cell-cell adhesion
Cellular component (GO): integrin complex; external side of plasma membrane
Molecular function (GO): integrin binding
Source: RefSeq, a predicted model, not a curated record
UUCGCGCCUUCACGGGCCAGUGUCGUACCGACCGUCGAAAGGAAUAGACGUAUCGUCGGUCAGCACGACUUCGAACUCGUAACAACUCGCCGAACGAAUCAUGAGGACCAAUUGUAAAAGAAAUAUUUAAUUUGAAUAGUGUUUUUUUGUGCUGUGCUGUGACUUCAAAGUUAAUUUUUGACAAUGGCCAUAUUUUUGUGUGUAUUUUUAUGCGCGUGGGCCGUAGCCCAAGGGUUUAAUGUGGACAUCCCUUCGAAUGUGGUGUACAGGGGUAACUACAAGUCCAUGUUCGGAUUCACUGUCCAGGCCCAUGUGGAUGGCAACAGAAAAACGAUAUUGGUGGGUGCGCCGGAGGACGAUCCGUUCAGACUGGCGGGGGUGUCUCGGCCGGGUGCGGUGUACCGCUGCGACCCUGCGCGUCGCACAGCGCAACCUUCCCUGGCGCCCUGCAGCAUUAUGGACUUCGAUAAGAAUAAAGGAAACAACGUGGACACGCAGCAUCGACAGAUCGAUCAGAAAUCUAACCAGUGGUUCGGAGCGACAUUGUCAAGUACUGGACGGAAUGGACCCAUUGUGGCUUGCGCGCCGCGCUAUGUGUCCUUCGUGUCAGCUAAGCUGAACCAGCGAAAUCCUGUCGGCUCUUGCUUCGUGGCUAAAACUCCUGACGCUGUUGACGUCACGGAAUACUCACCAUGCAGAAAUUCGAGCCACGGGCAGCGCAAGACAGGCGUGUGCCAAGCCGGUUUCUCCGCUGCUUUGUCGAAGGAUGGCGAAAGACUGUUUAUGGGAGCGCCUGGUACAUUUUAUUGGCAAGGAAGAACGAUUUCAAUAGACACUAGCGCAAGGUUCGACUACUUUAUGCCGAAGGAAGGUCAACUCAAAGUGCAGAUGAUCAAUGGCAAGAGGAGUCUCAUCGCUACAGAAGAGGCCAGCUCUAGUUACGACGACUCGUACAUGGGCUACUCUGUGACUGUGGGAGAUUUCGCGGCACAGGGCGAGCAAGCAGUAGCCGUAGGUGUACCUAGGGGGGCAGAUUUAAAGGGAUUGGUUGUACUCUACACGUGGGAUUUAGUGAACAUCAAGAACAUCACGGGUUCACAAAUCGGCGCUUACUUCGGCUACUGCCUGGCCACGGGCGACAUCGAUGGUGACGGCACUGAUGACGUCAUCGUCGGCGCUCCCAUGUUCACUAAGCCUAAGUCCAGUGGCUACGAGCACGGGAGAAUCUACGUCAUCUAUCAAGGAAAGGAUCGGUUAUUUGUAAAGAAUCACGCGCGUACUGGAGAAGUAUCGAGGGGCAGGUUUGGAUUGGCCAUCACAUCGCUUGGAGAUAUUAACUACGAUGGAUUCGGAGACAUAGCUGUGGGCGCGCCGUACGGCGGCGAGAACGGCAAGGGCGUGGUGUACAUCUACCACGGCGGGGAGGACGGUAUCGCAGAGAAGUACUCGCAGGCGAUCACCGCCGAGGAGAUCAGCCCCUCUCUAACCACCUUCGGCUUCUCGCUCUCCGGCGGAGUGGACCUCGAUGACAAUCACUACACAGAUCUCGCCGUUGGUGCUUACAAAUCUGACAGCGUUGUGUUCCUGAAGUCCCGACCCGUGGUGAAGGUGAUGGCAGCUGUGAAGUUCACGGGCACCACGAAGCUGAUCUCCAUGACCGAGAAGAACUGCCGGCUGUCGAACGGCACGCAGGUCUCCUGCGCACAUCUCAUGUACUGCCUCUCUUACAACGGGAUCAAUGUCGACCAGCAAAUAAAUUUCGAGGUGACGCUGGAGCUGGACUCGCGGCAGAAGAGCAGCAAGCGCAUGUUCGUGUUCGACACGCGCCAGACCACCUUUACCACGCACAUCCUGCUCACCAAGGGACAGGAGGAGUGUCGCGAGAUGGAGGUCUACCUGGACGAGGAGAUCCGCGACAAGCUGAGCCCCAUCGAGGUGAAGAUGAGCUACGAGCUGGUGACGCAGCCGUCGGGCGAGGUGGUGCCGCCCGUGCUGGACCGCACCAAGAGCAGCGCGCACACAGACUCCCUCAACAUACAGAAGAACUGCGGCCCCGACAACGUCUGCGUGCCCGACCUCAGCAUGGCCGCUUCCACUGAACAAACAAACUUCGUGCUGGGCACGGGAGAGAAUUUAAACAUCGACGUGAAGAUCUACAACUACGCGGAGGACGCGUACGAGGCGGCGUACUACCUGCAGCUGCCCGCCGGCGUCAACUACACGCGCAUGCAGCGCCUCGACAACGACACCGUGGUACUAAUUUUCUUAACAAUAUGUGCAAUGUUAUUCCAGCUGAACUUCCGCGUGGUGCUGGAGGUGGACUCGCAGGUGAAGGAGUUGAUCUUUGACAUGGAGGUGAACUCUACCAACCCCGAGCCGCCGCAGAGCCGCAACGACAACAAGAUGCGCCUCGCCAUUGCCGUCGUCGUUAAAGCUGAUCUAUCCAUCAUAGGCACGUCGGACCCCCCCGAGCUGCACUACAACGCGUCGCUGUACGACGCCCUGAGCCCUAAGAACGACUCCGCGCUGGGCCCGCAGAUCGUCUACAAGUACAACAUCAAGAACGAGGGGCCCUUCGCCGUCGACGAAGCGGACAUCUACAUUAUGUGGCCUUACCAGACACUCACAGGCGAGAACCUGAUGUACAUGGUGGUGCAGCCGCAGAGCCUGGGCGAGCUGGUGUGCGACGUGGCGCGCCACGUCAACCCUGACAACCUGCAGGUCGCCAACCCCUACGCCUACAUGCUCACCAAGGAGAAGGAGGCUAUGUUGAGCAGCGGUAUGUACGCCGCCGCCCAGCUCUCUGGAGGCGCCGGAUACUACGGACAACAAUUCUGGGAACAACAAACUUUCACAAAUGACAACAGUCAGAGCGGUCAAGUGUCCGGUGGACAAGUGUACGGCGGCCAGGCUGCUGGCGGACACCGCGCCAUUGUGCCAACUACACACGGAUAUUUGGAUCAAUUUUUUAUCGGUCUCGGCAACAUGUUGAAAGGGAUCAAAGAUAAAAUUCUCGGUGUCUCUUACAGUGACUUAGAGAAACUGCAGCAAGAGAACGAACAUUUAAAGCGACAAAACGCGGCUAUGGUGCACAGUGACCGCAAACCCGAGGAGAUACACGUCCACAACAACAACUAUAUGAUGAUGAAUCCAAAUAAAGUUGAUCCGGUAGACGGUGAUGUAUACAGACUGCAGCAAGAGAACGAAUAUUUAAAGCGACAAUACGCGGCUAUGGUGCACAGGGAUCGCAAACCCGAGGAGAUACACGUCCACAACAACAACUAUAUGAUGAUGAAGUCAAAUAAUGAUGAUCCCGAUAGAACGGCUAUAGGCAUUGAUCUGAGAAGCUUGUGA